AUGUAUAAUGGAAAAAUUCAGUUGCAAAAUGCAAUGAAUUGUACCAAGCUAUUAUUCAACCCAGAAAUUCCUAAGGCAAAUAGUUUCAAACUCAAUUAUAUGAAGGAUUCUUCUGAUUUGAGUUUAGAAGAAGAGUUCUUAAAUCUGAGUCAAUGCAAAAUAAUUGAGGAACUAAAAGACUGUCAAAAUGAAAUGGUUUGUGUUGUUUUAGGCAUAAUCAAACAUGUUAUUGGCGGGAAUGAUUGGUGGUAUGCUGCAUGGGUAUGCAACAAGGGGUUGUUGCAGAUUCCAAAAGGUUGUUCUACUCUAACUGUAAUAAGCAUGUACCGUGUCAAAUUUAGAGUGAUUGAUGAAAAUGACUUUGCUACUUUCGUGCUUUUUGAUCGUGAUUGUUGUUUGCUAACAAAGAAGACAUGUCCUGAUUUGUUUAAGGAAAUGCAUCAUGAACUUGAGCCAACUAGUGUGCCUAGAGUUAUUGGUGAUUUAGUUAAACAAACUAUUCCAUUUAAGAUAUAUGUAAAGAAUGAUGUGAAUUCAACAUUUGACCAUUCAUUUCGCGAUAGAAAAGCUUGUGCCGAGAAAGAUAUUGUCACUAAGUUCAAAUCUGUUGUGAAGGAGUUUUAUAAUCUCUUACAUCUUCGACGCUGA
This is a messenger RNA of Vicia villosa (hairy vetch), 648 nucleotides long. RefSeq lists its product as uncharacterized. The coding region runs from base 1 to 648 and encodes 215 amino acids. The transcript has 5 exons. Lineage: Eukaryota; Viridiplantae; Streptophyta; Magnoliopsida; Fabales; Fabaceae. The record is from RefSeq and is a predicted model, not a curated record.